AUGAGCUCCAUUUCCCUCGACAGGUUCUACGCCCUAUUUCAUAUUCAACAACUUGCAGCGAGCGCGUUCUUCGCAGUGUAUAUCGCAUUUUUAUACAAAUCUUUUAAAUCAGCAGAAUUUGGUAAAGAAGCCAAUGGCCUAGCCUGGGCUGAAAUUAGAUGGCUUCCAGGUUAUUACGGGUAUUUCGUCCACGCAUGGACUGCUUUCCAUACAUGGCAACAUCAAUCUUCCUCAACUCGAAAAUCAAAAGCCUCUGAAGCUUCAGGGCUUCAUCCGUGGAUCUUCAACGGUAUCUUGAUCUUGGUCCCAGUGAUCGUGACCGUGGUCGCUGUCGUUAUGACAAUUCUUCAGUCACACGCUGUACACCAAUCUUUACAGACCACAGAACAAUUUUACGAAACCCUCGGAAUCGCCUCUUCAAGAUGGAACAGUGGUUAUCACAAUCUCACUUCCUCAGAAGAAAAUUUAUUAGAAAAGAAAUUUUCAAGAUACCAAGUGGAUGGGGUUGGGGCCCUCCAACGCACACGAGACACCGUAAUAUUUUGGAAUGUAUCCGGCCUUCCGACUUUGAUAUUUUAUAUCAUAAGUGUUUGGGGCUUACUCAACGUAAUCAAAGGAAUCUUAAAUGAAGUCAAUCGGUCAACCGAUUCUGUGGUGUUAAGUGACGAAACUGGUGUCCAAAAUUUCACACCUGAUCGAAAAACUAGUCUUUCUGUGCACGGCGGAGCUAACAGCACCAUGAAACGGAAUCACACCUUCUUAGCUUGGCAUUACAGUGUAUUGGCGAUCACCCUUCUGUUUGAUACGGCAGUUGGGGCUUACUUCACCUCGCAGGACAACGUCCAAGUGAGAAAAGCCAGCUCGCGCAGUAUCGCAGUCCUUGGUAGUCUAGGAGGAUCAGUUCCUAUGCUGGUAGCCAUGCUCAUCUUAAUGGUCCGCUGCGUGUUCUCUCGACAAAUAAGUUUCCUUACAUGUCUAUGA
Melampsora larici-populina 98AG31 is the source of this 981-nucleotide messenger RNA. RefSeq lists its product as uncharacterized. Lineage: Eukaryota; Fungi; Basidiomycota; Pucciniomycetes; Pucciniales; Melampsoraceae. The coding region runs from base 1 to 981 and encodes 326 amino acids. The transcript has 8 exons. The record is from RefSeq and is a predicted model, not a curated record.